Molecule: messenger RNA, 2586 nt
Organism: Pseudomyrmex gracilis
Lineage: Eukaryota; Metazoa; Arthropoda; Insecta; Hymenoptera; Formicidae
Product: laminin subunit beta-1-like
Exons: 6
Coding region: 1-1299 (432 amino acids)
Biological process (GO): cell migration; substrate adhesion-dependent cell spreading; basement membrane assembly
Cellular component (GO): laminin trimer
Source: RefSeq, a predicted model, not a curated record
AUGGUUCCAAACGGUUUUCUGGCUAAUCUUCAGUUUCUAGGCAAUGGAAUAAGUGCUCACAUGCCGGUCCGACUCGACGAUUUCCAUGAUUUUAUCGACAUUUUCGACGAUUGGCCUACCAGAGCGUGGCUCAUCUUCGACGUCCAUAUUACCGGAACGGAAUCGUUGGAACCACCGCUUUGCUCUUGUAAUUGUGAUUUGAGUGGAUCAUUGGAUGAUGGUAUAUGCGAUUCAAGAACCGAUCCUCUUAAUGGUGAUGAGUCAGGACGUUGUCAUUGCAAAGCCAACGUCGAAGGACGUCGUUGCGACCGGUGCAAGAAUGGUUUCUGGAACUUUGAUCCCAAUAAUCCUGAAGGAUGUCAAGUCUGUACGUGUAAUACUUUGGGUACCGUUGAUAAUCAAGGUUGUGACAUGAAAACCGGCGAAUGCAAAUGCAAACGUUAUGUCACUGCUCGCGAUUGCAAUCAAUGUCUACCGGAAUAUUGGGGACUUUCUGAAGAAUAUGAUGGAUGCAAACCCUGUGACUGCGAUCCCGGCGGUUCUUACGAGAAUUCCUGCGACGUUAUCACCGGCCAGUGCAGAUGUAGGCCACAUAUCAGCGGCAGAACUUGCAAUCAGCCGCAGCAAAGUUAUUAUACCGGCUCGCUAGAUUUUCUGAUUUACGAAGGAGAACUAUCUAGAGCUACCAAUAACUGUCAAGUUGUAAUCAGAGAACCUUAUCGUGAUGGUAGAAACAAUACGUGGACUGGCACAGGUUUCAUGAAGGCUCUCGAGGGUUCAAUGCUGAACUUCACUAUUGACGAUAUUCGUAGAUCUAUGUGGUACGAUGUAAUUAUACGAUACGAACCAAUUUAUCCAGGUGCUUGGGAAAAUGUGGAAAUUAUUCUUGAGAGAGACAGUCCGCCAGAUUCCGAAGGUCUUUGCGCUGACAGGAAGACUGAUCGUUUACAGGCUCAGUUGCCUUUACUUUCGAGAAGCACUAUAGCGCAACCGUCAAUAUGUCUGGAAGCGGGAAAGCGAUAUAACCUGUUGUUGCAAUUUCGCAAUUUUAACAGUCAUAUAGAUACACCGUCAGCCUCUAUCUUGGUUGAUUCGGUUGUUCUCAAGCCGAAGAUAGACGUAAUACCCUUCUUUAACACAUCAGGUUUGGGUGAAUUACGUCGCCAAGAAUAUGAACGAUAUCAUUGUAACGACUUCUUUACUGAUGUCAACAGCGUGUGGAGUAAUAUACCUGAGAUUUGCAGAAAAUAUCAAAAUAGCAUCGGUUAUUAUGUUUUUGAUGGCGCUCACUUAAUCUGAAGAUGGCACCCGUUACUCUCGAUAAGUAAGGUAAAGUAACAAAAUUCACCGGACCCGAAGAACCACCUAGACUUUCUCUUCUCCCAACUUCCACCGUAACUGAGUCAAGCCUACCGUUCACCACACUCAGCUUAUUAUUGAACAAAUAAUGACUUUGCUUAAAAACUUUGAAAAUUAAGAAUUAAGAAAAAAAACUAAAAAAAAAAAAAAAAAGUAUAAAUUGAUAUAAAUUGAUUUAAAAAAAAUUGAUUAUGUCAUAAGAUUAUGUUAUAAGAUAAGAUCAAUUUAUAUAUUAGUCGAUAGAGCAAUUCUCAUAUCCGAUUCAAUUUUCCAACAAAAAAACUUACUUUAUUGCAUACAAAUUCUGCUUGACACCAACUACCCGCUUGACUUGAUUUUCAAUUCCAUCAACAAAAAAAUAAAUAAAUUAUUCUCAACCAAACUUAAUCAAUUUAAUACACAAACAGAUAAUUCCAUCAAAAAUGAACCUGUUAAAUAUUUUGUACUACCUUUCAUUUCAACUUUAAUAGAUCAUAAACAUAACAUUUACAGUUCCAACAUCCCUAACACAAGAUUAGCAUAUCGCAAUUUAAGUCAGUUAAAUAAAUUUAUCAAAACCCACAAGGACAUUGUUCCGUCUAAACAAAAAAAAAUGUAGUCUAUCACAUCUCUUGUGAUUUGUGCGGCUCUAGUUAUGUAGGUCAAACUAAGCGACAACUUGAAACUAGACUUAAGGAGCACAGAAGUUAUGUCAAAAAUCGCAAUUGUGAUUCAGUGAUAUCCGACCAUUGCUUAAAUUCUGGUCACGAUUUCGAUUGGAACUCUGUGAGCAUUCUUGAUAUUGAACCGAAUUAUAUCAAAAGACUUACUUCAGAAAUGAUACACAUCAAAUUACAAACAAACAGUUUUUAUAUAAUGAGGAAUACUGAAUUAUUGGAUAAGUCUUAUUUACCGAUAUUGAAUAAGAUGGCGCAUUAGUUACAUCAGUUUAGACACAUUGUAUACACACUUUAACACUCACUGUACAAUUUGAAUUACGAUAUUUGUAUCAGUACCGACAAAAUUUUCGACAUGACAAGUCUCUCUGUACUCGUGAUACUGACCAUGUUUGUUUAAUUUACACAUAGGAUGUUGGUGUUAUUAUACGGUUUGUUAUUAUUACUGUUGCUUAUAAUGUUUUUUAAUCAUUGUGUUUUUCAUAUAUGCGUAUAAUUUUAUAUAUCCGAUCAUGUAUACUUUUUGUCGUCUUAGAUAUUAAUCCACUAAAGAUGAUUUUAAAAUAAAUCG